AUGAAAAAAUUUAAUAUGCUUAUUUGGAUUUUUUGCAUUGUUCUUCUACGUGGUCAUGCAUUGUAUACUGAUGAGAUACAACAAUUUUACAGAGACGAUAGUAAUGUUCAAGUUAUUGAGCCUAAAUCUCAGACACCCUCCAAUGUAAACACAUUUUAUAAUGUUAUUGCUCAAGAUGGUGCUGAUCCAUGGGUAUAUAAACAUACAGAUGGAUUGUAUUAUUUCACAAGAACUACAGGUGGUGAUGUUCGAAUUUGGCGAUCACGUAGUUUUACAUCAAUAGAUGCUGGUGAAAGUCGAAUUGUGUGGAGAUCACCGAAUUCGGGUCCAGCAUGUCGGGCUGUUUGGGCUCCGGAAAUACAUUUUAUUCAAUCAAGUUGGUAUAUCUACUUUGCUGCAACAACAUGUGAUGAUAAAAAUGAAAAUCAUCGUAUGUUUGUCAUUGAAAAUACUAAUGCAGAUCCAUUUACUGGUACAUUUACUUGGAAAGGACAAAUUACAGAUGUAACUAAUAAAUGGGCUAUUGAUGGAACUGUACUUCAACAUCCAUCAGGUCAACUCUAUUUCAUUUGGUCUGGUUGGCAAGGAGAUGUCAAUGAAAGACAAAUUUUAUACAUAGCUCAAAUGUCUAAUCCAUGGACAAUUAGUAGUUCAAGAGUUGAAAUUGCAAGACCAAUAUAUAAUUGGGAAACAAAUCAUUUUCCUUAUAUUAAUGAAGGUCCACAAGUAACUAUAAGAAAUGGUAUUAUAUCACUUGUUUAUUCAGCAUCUGGAUCAUGGACAAAUGAUUAUUGUCUUGGUUUGAUAACAGCAUUUAUAAAUAGUGAUUUAUUGAUAGCAUCUUCAUGGAACAAACAUCCACAUCCAAUAUUUCGUUCUGGUAAUUCUAUUUAUGGACCUGGACAUCAAAGUUUUACAAAAUCUCGAGAUGAUCGAGAAGAUUGGAUUAUUUAUCAUUCAGCACGAUAUAGUGGUUCAGGUUGGACGAGACAAAUUCGUGCACAACAAUUUACAUGGAAUAUGGAUUCAACACCAAAUUUAGGUUCACCAGUAAAUCCUAAUAUACCAAUACAUAUACCAUCAGGUGAUCAAAAUCGAGAUCGAUAUGAAGCAGAAUAUGCACGUCAUUUUAAUGGACCUUAUGCACAUCCUCAUUCAAGUGCAUCGAAUGGUUUCAAAAUGGGAUAUAUUGAUUAUCCAGAUAGUAUUGUUCAAUUUACUAUACAAUGUCCAAAAGCUGGAACAUAUGUAAUUGUAAUUCGAAAUGCAAAUGGAUCUGCAGGAAAUGGUCAUGCUACUCAUUGGUUAACAAUUAAUGAUGUUAGUCAAAUUGAAAUACCAAUUGUUAAUAGUGGAUGGAAUAUGUGGGGUGCAAGUAUGAUUCGUGUCAAUCUUAAUCAAGGUCCUAAUACUUUAAUUUUCAAGAAAGGAUUAAAUUUUGCUGAAAUUGAUUUUAUUGAUGUUUUUCUUGAUGAAUAA
Molecule: messenger RNA, 1479 nt
Organism: Rotaria sordida
Lineage: Eukaryota; Metazoa; Rotifera; Eurotatoria; Philodinida; Philodinidae
Source: the annotation of a GenBank genome assembly